AUGCGGCCGCAGCAGACGGGAGCACAUCUGGUGUGGCUGAGGCCGGAGCAGGAGCAGGCACUUGGCCGGGAAGCGGGUCAGUGGGCAGAAGGAAUGGCAGGCGCAGGACUACGGGCGGCAGGAUGCCGCUGGUUACGGCUCCGGGGAGACGAUGUCCCCGGCUGGCAGCGGGCGGCGGCGGCUUCCUCUUGCCAGGGCUGCGGUCCCUCGAUCCCCAGCCCCUCCUGUGCAGGCUCCACCAGCCCCAGCGCCAACUGUCCCGGCGCCAGUGCCUCCUGCUUCUCCCCUGACCGGGUUGCCCCGCGCAGCGCUGGCCCAAACCCUGCCGCCCAGUCUUCCGAGCCCAGCGCCUACCUGUGGUCUAGGUACCGGGAGAUGAGGAAGCUGGUGCACGACCUCCUUCCUCCUGAAGUCUGUAAUCUCCUUAACCCCAAUGCCAUCUAUGCCAACAACGAGAUCAGCCUGGGAGAUGUAGAGGUCUACGGGUUCGACUAUGACUAUACCUUAGCUCAAUACUCUGAUCUGUUACACUCCAUGAUUUUCAACACAGCCAGAGAGAUCCUCAUCGAGCAAUACAAGUACCCAGGAGAAAUCAGAAAAUACAAUUACAUCCCAGACUUCGCCAUUCGAGGCCUACACUAUGAUGUGCAAAAGAGCCUCCUGAUGAAGAUUGACGCUUUCCAUUACGUCCAAUUGGGAACAGCCUACAGGGGUCUCCAGCCUGUUCCUGAUGAAGAGGUGAUUGACUUGUACGGGGGGACCCAGCACAUCCCACUCUACCAGAUGAGUGACUUCUACGGCAAGGGGCCCUCUCUCAAGCAGUUCAUGGAUAUCUUCUCGCUUCCUGAGAUGGCCCUUCUCUCCUCCGUGGUUGACCACUUCCUUGCCCACAACCUGGAGUUCGACCAGACGCACCUCUACAAGGAUGUCUCGGAUGCCAUCCGAGAUGUCCACAUCAAGGGCUUGAUGUACCAGUGGAUCGAGAAGGACAUGGAGAAGUACAUUCUCCGUGGAGAUGAGACACACGCUGUCCUGACCCGCCUGGUCAACCAUGGCAAGAAGCUUUUCCUCAUCACCAAUAGCCCCUUCAGCUUUGUGGACAAGGGGAUGAAGCAUAUGGUUGGCAAGGACUGGCGCGAUCUUUUUGAUGUAGUCAUUGUCCGAGCAGACAAGCCAAACUUUUUCACGGAUAGACGGAAGCCUUUUAGAAAACUGGAUGAAAGUGGCGUUCUGCAGUGGGACAAAAUCAACCACUUGGAAAAGGGAAAGAUCUAUCGGCAGGGAAAUCUGUUCGACUUCCUACAUCUGACUGGCUGGCGGGGGUCCCGAGUGCUCUAUUUUGGGGACCACCUUUAUAGUGACCUUGCAGACCUCAUGCUGCGCCAUGGAUGGAGGACAGGAGCCAUCAUUCCUGAACUGGAGAGGGAGAUCAGCAUCAUCAAUACGGAGCAGUACAUGCACUCCCUGACCUGGCAACAGGCCCUCACUGGGCUCCUGGAGAGGAUGCAGACCUACAGAGACGAGGAGUCGAGGCAGGUGUUAGCGGCUUGGAUGAAAGAACGCCAAGAGAUCAGGGCCGUCACGAAGAAACUCUUCAACCCCCGAUUCGGGAGCAUCUUCCGCACCUUCCACAACCCCACGUACUUCUCGCGGAGACUCGUGCGCUUCUCGGACCUGUACAUGGCCUCGCUGAGCUGCCUGCUGAACUACAGCGUCAACUUCACCUUCUACCCACGCCGCACGCCACUGCAGCACGAAGCCCCGCUCUGGAUGGACCAGCUGUGCACGGGCUGCAUGAAGACCCCCUUCCUGGAGGAGAUGGUGCACAUCCGGUGAGGCUGGACGGAGAUGGGCCCGCCGGCCGGAAGGGAGCGCCUGCCGCGGAGCUCGGAGGCUGGGGGCGUGGCCACCUUAUCGCCCCUCCCCCCUGUUGCAGAGCUGAGUUACGUCAGUCUCGGAGUGGGAGGUGACCCUGAUGGGGCGUGGCUAGAGAAGUGGUCUCUCCUGGCCGGUUUCCCAGAGUCCCUCCGCCCUGCGAAAAAACGAGGCCGAAAGGAGGCUGACCCAAGAACUUUAUUUUCUGAGUGACUCAAAAGCUUCUCCCCUGCCCCCGUCUGAGGUACAGCAGCCACGCUGAGCUGAAUGGGCGACACGGGCCAGGGCUCCCAGGGAGAGUGGGGACCGGGACGGAGGGACGCUCUCCGGGAUGGGCCAGAGAGGGACGCGGGCCGCUUCUCCAAUGGCGAGGAGAGAAACCCCAGCUUUGUCUAACGGUCCAGGGCGAGGAGAGCUGGUGCCGGCAGUGAGGUCUUCGAGGCCCUGCUUCCCUCCAGAGAGGGGUUAUUGCAGGAGCUGCCCGGGGCCGAGGGGUGGGAGGCGGGGUGCGUUCACUCUGAAUCCUCACAGAAGACAAUAAACUUCACUGGGCCGCUGUA
Messenger RNA from Gracilinanus agilis (Agile Gracile Mouse Opossum), 2435 nucleotides. It is a transcript of the gene NT5DC2, whose product is annotated as 5'-nucleotidase domain containing 2. The record is from RefSeq and is a predicted model, not a curated record. Lineage: Eukaryota; Metazoa; Chordata; Mammalia; Didelphimorphia; Didelphidae. Gene Ontology annotation, molecular function: 5'-nucleotidase activity. The transcript is spliced from 14 exons. The coding region runs from base 1 to 1836 and encodes 611 amino acids.